This is a messenger RNA of Oryzias melastigma (Indian medaka), 1095 nucleotides long. It is a transcript of the gene timm10b, whose product is annotated as translocase of inner mitochondrial membrane 10 homolog B (yeast). The record is from RefSeq and is a predicted model, not a curated record. The coding region runs from base 118 to 753 and encodes 211 amino acids. Gene Ontology annotation, cellular component: mitochondrial intermembrane space chaperone complex. NCBI's taxonomy places the organism in Eukaryota, Metazoa, Chordata, Actinopteri, Beloniformes, Adrianichthyidae. The transcript has 4 exons.
UUGAAACAGAGUAAAACCUCUUCUCAAGCAGAGACGAUCUUUGUUCCAAACAUGGCAGCGCGCAUGUGAAUGUCAUGCUACUAAGAUCCUUUAGCUAUCAGAAUCUGUUCAGCAGCCAUGGAUCCCGACCAGCAGCUGAGAAACCUGAAGGAUUUUCUCCUCGUUUACAACCGCAUGACUGAAAUCUGCUUUCAACGGUGUUCGAGCAACUUCAACUACAGGAACCUGACGAUGGACGAGGAACGUUGUGUGGACAACUGUGCAGGGAAACUGAUUCGCUCCAACCACCGCCUCAUGAACACCUACGUGCAGCUGAUGCCCCGGAUGGUGCAGCGCCGCAUGGAGGAGCUGGAGAGCAAAGCUGCGGAGAAUGCCCAGGCAACUGAGGCGGCGACCAUUUCUGCAGGGGCCGGGACUGCAGAAGCACCACAGGCAUUUCAGCCCCAACUCAGUCCGUCCGAGUCCCCACAAGUUGCAUCAGAGAUGCAGGGCUCAGUUGUGGUGCCAGCAAACUUAGAUAUUCCAAACGCAGGACUCGAACUUUCAGCUGCAACUCCACUCACGCCUAAUACUGAAGCUCCACAGGGACUUCCACAGCCAACUUUAGCGGAAACCCAAAGAGAUUUUGGGAGCAAACAAGCACCUGUAUUGGAGAACCUGCUGUCAGAAGCUCCUACAGUUUCCAAAUCCGAGGGAUUGGCCGGCCAGGAUCGAUCCUCGCAGGUUUCACCUCUUCCUGGGCAGCAGUCUUAAUCAUCCGAUGGUUUUUAAGUUUCAGCUGAGACUGGAGACACAUUAGCUUUUGGGUCAAAAUGAUCAUCUACAAUCUAUAGAUCUGUGAACAUCCGUUCUUUCAAAUCUUUUAUAGAAACACGGGUCCAUCUUCUUCUCUGAGUUUUCUUGUCUAUUUUAUUUCAUUUUAUUUUUCUGAAUCUUGAAAACUUGGUCAGCAAUUUUCAACAGAUUAAAAAAGUCAGACUGGUCUCUACUGGUAACUUUUGGCUGCUUACCACAUCUCUGUAUUCUGUGCUGUUUUUCUCUUUAAAUUUUGUUUUUAAGUCAUUGUCCAAUAAUAAAAUGUAUGAAGGGUCCCAA